Molecule: messenger RNA, 1890 nt
Organism: Aricia agestis (brown argus)
Lineage: Eukaryota; Metazoa; Arthropoda; Insecta; Lepidoptera; Lycaenidae
Product: juvenile hormone esterase-like
Exons: 6
Coding region: 19-1737 (572 amino acids)
Molecular function (GO): hydrolase activity
Source: RefSeq, a predicted model, not a curated record
GCCGGCUUCUGACGCGACAUGGUGGUCCACGUGUUCACGGUGCUGGUGCUGGGUCUGGCUGCAGCGCAGGCGCAGCCGGGGCGGCGGUGCGAGGCGGCGGCGCGCGUGGCGGGCGGCUGGCUGUGCGGCCGCACCGCCUUCGCCGGCUCCACCAAGUACGCCUCCUUCCUGGGCGUUCCCUACGCCCGCCAGCCCCUGGGAGAUUUGAGAUUUAAGGAGCUGCAGGCGGCUCCGGCGUGGGACGGCGCGCUGGACGCGACGGCCGAAGGCCCGGCGUGCCCGCAGCACGACGUGCUGUACGGGCCGCUGGUGGGCGCCCGCAACACCAGCGAGGCCUGCAUCAGCGCCAACGUGCACGUGCCCUGGGAGUACCUGCCCCCCGUCACGCCGCCCGCCUUCUCCUCGCCCUACCGCACCGGCCAACCGGACGAGCGCGCCGGCCUGCCGGUGCUAGUGUUCGUGCACGGCGGGGGCUUCGCCUACGGUUCCGGGAGCACCGACUUCCACGGCCCCGACUAUCUCAUCGACAAGAACGUCAUCGUCAUCACUUUUAACUACAGACUGAACGUAUUCGGCUUCCUGUCUCUGGGCUCGGCGGCGGUGCCCGGCAACAACGGGCUGCGGGACACGGUCACCCUGCUGCAGUGGGUCCGCGACAACGCGCGCGCCUUCGGCGGAAACCCCAACGCCGUCACCCUGGCCGGCCAGAGCGCCGGCGCCGCCAUCGUCCACCUGCUCACCCUAUCCCCCGCGGCUGAGGGGCUGUUCCACAGGGCUAUCAUAAUGAGCGGCACGGCCGUCCCGAGCUUCUACACGACCUCCCCGAUGUACGCCAAGCUGGUCGCAGGCCUGUUCACCGCCGCGCUGGGCAUCAACGACACCGACCCCGAAGAGGUGCACCGGCGGCUCGUGGCGCUGCCGCUCGACGCCCUCAUGGCCGCCAACGCGCGGGUGCAGGACCUGAUCGGCGUCACCGCCUUCAUGCCGGUGGUCGAGGCGGAGCACGGGGGGGUCCGGAGGAUCCUAGACGAGGACCCGGAGACGCUCCUUCUCCGGGGUCGCGGCAGCGGCGUCCCCCUCGUGAUCGGCCACACCUCCCGCGAGUGCGAGACCUUCCGACCCGUCUUUGAGGCCAUCGACCUGAUGACGCGCCUGAAAGCGAACCCGACGCUCCUGCUGUCCCCCGACCUGAUAUACAAGACGACGCCCAACGUCUCGCUGGAUCUGGCGAAGGAGGUCGAGAGGAGGUACUUCGCCGGGGCUCCCACCAUGGACGAGUACCUGCGGGCCUGCUCGGACACGUACUACGUGUACCCGGCGCUGAAGGUGGCCGACAUCCGGCAGCGGACGGGCGGCGCGCCGGCCUACCUGUACGACUUCUCGUACGAGUCCGCGUGCGGCGUCAUCAGGAGCGCCUUCCACCUUAACUUCACGGGCGCCAGCCACAUGGAGGACCUGACGUUCGUGUUCAAGCCGACCGCGUACCGGCCGAGCCCGCCGUGCACCGCCUCGGCCGGCCCCGACUACCAGCUGAGCGAGUGCCUCACGACAAUCUUCAACAACUUCAUGUACUGCGGGGAGCCGACGUGCAACCAGUCGCACUGGCCGCCGGUGGGCGGGGAGCGGCUGCGGUACCUGGCCAUCGACCGGCCCAAGUCCUUCAGGAGCUCGGAGGUGUCGCGCGAGAAGCUCGACAUGGUGGCGUUCUUCGACGCGCUCCAGCCACGGGCCACGUGAUCGCCGGCGCCGGGGAGACCGGGGGACGCUUUGACUAUAUGGGGCCGCUCGCGCCCGCCGCCGCUCGCUAGGUUUUAGGUUUAUUUAUUGUAGUUUGUAGCUUUAGACGUAUAUAGGAGCACUCGGUGUACCGAAUGAAAAAUAAUUUGUUGA